AUGGAUAUAAGCUUUUACACACACAACAGAAACACACAGAGAAGGAGUACAGGAACUGCUACUUGUACAAGUCUCAGGAUGUGGAAGACCAUCAUUUUGCUUUUUCUUCUGGCACUGUGGGCCGAGAGUUCUCAGGAGCAGACAAGCCAGGACGGGACCAGAAACAAGACCUGUGAGCGAGUGCUCAUUCGGUCCAAGAGGAGAUGGGUGCUGAAUACUUUUGAAGUAAAUGAGGAACUUCCUGGACCUUACCCUCAAUUUAUAACAGAGUUGCACAACGAUAAGCACCUGAAGCACUCCAUCCUAUUCAAAAUCAGUGGCCAAGGUGUGACAGAAGAGCCAUUAAAUGUGUUCACCAUUAAUGAGACGACUGGUGAAAUUUUCCUGCACAAGCCCAUAGACAGAGAAACCUACUCCAUGCUCAGGGUGAAUUUUGACGUGAUGGACAAAGAAACUCAUAAAAUUGUUGACAAAACCUUGACUUUCGACUUGGAAAUAAAAGAUAUGAACGAUAAUAAACCUACAUUUAAACCUGAAGUUUUAUACAUGAAUAUUCCAGAGAACACAAAAGAAGGUCAGCUUCCAAUUUUACUGCAAGCAACGGACAGAGAUGAGAAAGGCAAUGACAAUUCUCGCAUCUCCAUGAGGAUAGUGUCUCAGGAGCCAGCACUGCCAAAAAUCUCUCUGGACACUAGCCUGGAUGAAAAAAAACAAAAACUCGCAAAACUCGUCUUCAGCGGGUGCUUUGAUUAUGAUAAAGUAAAGACAUAUAAAAUGCUUGUCGAAGCACGGGAUCAUGGAAUACCAUCACUCUCAUCCACUGCGACUAUAUAUAUCCACAUCUAUGAUUCUAACACUCACGCUCCUGUGUUCACUGACCUAAAGUUCAACACUGAAGUUUUGGAAAUGGAAACCAAUAAAGAAAUUUUAAGGAUUCCUGUGCAAGAUAAGGACACUCCCAACACUCCAGGAUCCAGAGCAGUGUUCGCCAUCCUGAAGGGUAAUGAAGAGGGCAACUACAAGAUUGAAACAGACCCACUUACCAACGAAGGAGUGCUGACUGUCAUCAAGGGAAAGGAUUAUGAGAGAACCACUCUAACUGAACUGGAAAUAGGAGUAGAGAAUGAGGAGCCUUUAUUUUUUUGUGUUGAUGGAAAGCCAGUUAAUCCCAUUCCAAAGAAUUUAAAUAGGAGCAACAAAGUUAAAGUCGCCGUCAAAGUCAUUGAUGUGAAUGAUCCACCAGUGUUUCACAACAAAAUACAUAUAGUACACAGGGUUGAGGAGGAAGAGCCCGGAGAGGUGUUGUACACUCCCACGGUGACAGAUGAGGAUUCAGACCCAGCUAAGAUCAGGUAUAAACUAGGAGAAGAUCCAGCUAAAUGGAUGUCCAUAGACCCACAGACUGGCAUUAUUACCCUGGCAAAAAAGAUGGACCGUGAGUCUCCGUAUGUCAAUGGGAGCACCUACACUGUUGUGAUGAGAGCAAUAGAUGAUGGCGAACCUCCUGGCACGGGUACAGGGACUCUGGUGAUCAACCUGGGAGAUAAGAAUGAUAAUGCACCUUAUCUAACCUGCAACCCUUCUGUGAUAUGUGGGAACAAAGGUGACAGAGUGAGAGUCACCGCACAAGAUGCUGAUGUUUUUCCAUACAGCGGACCAUUCAUCAUCACACUUGACAAAGAUGAUCAGGAGCUGAAGAGCAUGUGGAAGUUUGAGCACACAGUGUCUGAGAUCUUACUGAUUAGCCUGAAGAGUCUGCCAUAUGGAAAUUAUACAGUUCCCGUGAAGAUUGCUGACCAACAGGGGGUGCAAGCAAACGAUGUCUUGCAAGUGGUGAUAUGUGACUGUGGGAGCGGAACUGUGUGCAAAAACCAGCUACCACGAUCCUCCACCCUCCAUAUAUCAUCUAUAGUUAUAAUUUUGCUGGCAAUACUGCUCCUGAUAGCUUUGCUGCUUUAUUGUUUUUUCUGCAAAUGUGGAAUAAACAGAAAGGAAAAGAUACACAAUUUCAUGGAAUUCUUGCAAGAUGAUGGAAUCCAAACCAUGGUCAUUUACAAAUUGGAAGGAGAAGGCUCAUGCAAGACCACUUAGAUCCCAAAAUGGUCAUCAUUUCCUGGUACCACGAUCCCGUCUACAACGCAGGGGAGACCGAGCUUUCGCAGUAGCAGGCCCUACGCUGUGGAAUAGCCUGCCACCACCACCACAACCUCUUUUCCUGUGCUUUUAAUUUUAAUUGUUGUUAAUUUGUAGAUGUUCUUUCUUUUUUUUCUUUUCUUUUAUCUCAAUGUACAGCACUUUGGCCAGCUCAGGCAGAUUUUAUAUGCUUUACAAAUAAAAUUUAAUUAAAUUGAAUGUUUUCACCUUCAA
Messenger RNA from Tachysurus fulvidraco (yellow catfish), 2367 nucleotides. RefSeq names its product cadherin-like protein 26. Gene Ontology annotation, biological process: multicellular organism development; adherens junction organization; cell morphogenesis. Bases 1 to 2091 code for a protein of 696 amino acids. The record is from RefSeq and is a predicted model, not a curated record. Gene Ontology annotation, cellular component: adherens junction; plasma membrane; catenin complex. Gene Ontology annotation, molecular function: cadherin binding; calcium ion binding. The transcript has 14 exons. NCBI's taxonomy places the organism in Eukaryota, Metazoa, Chordata, Actinopteri, Siluriformes, Bagridae.